CCCAGGUUAUAAUGAGAGGGGAAGACACGCCUCAGGGCAGACGCAGCAGCCCUGUGGUUGGUGGGCUGCGGCUUGCCAUGGGGAACACCAUCAGGGCCUUCGUGGCCUUCAUCCCUGCUGACCGCUGCCAGAACUACGUGGCCAGAGACCUCCGGGAGAUGCCGCUGGACAGGAUGGUGGAUCUGAGUGGGAACCGGCUAUGCCGCUUCCCUGUGCAUGUAUGCUCCUUCCAGGAGCUGGUCAAGCUCUACCUGAGCGACAACCGCCUCAACAGCCUGCCUCCAGAGCUGGGGCAGCUGCAGAACCUGCAGAUUCUGGCCCUGGAUUUCAACAACUUCAAGGCUCUGCCACAGGUGGUGUGUACCUUGAAACAGCUCUGUAUCCUCUACCUGGGCAACAACAAACUCUGUGAUCUCCCCAGGGAGCUGAGCCUGCUCCAGAAUCUCCGGACCCUGUGGGUCGAGGCCAAUUAUCUCACCAAGUUGCCGGAGGUGGUCUGUGAGCUGAGUCUCCUUAAGACGCUGCACGCUGGCUCCAACGCCCUGCGUCUGCUGCCAGGCCAGCUCCAGCGCCUCCGGGAGCUGAGGACCAUCUGGCUCUCGGGUAACCUGCUGACAGACUUCCCCCCUGUGCUGCUUCACAUGCCUUUCCUGGAGGUAAUCGAUGUGGACCGGAAUAGCAUCCGCUAUUUCCCCAGCCUGGCCCACCUGUCGGGCCUGAAGCUGGUCAUCUAUGACCACAAUCCUUGCAGGAAUGCACCCAAGGUGGCCAAAGGGGUGCGUCGAGUGGGAAGAUGGGCAGAGGAGACCCCAGAGCCUGACCCUAGAAAAGCCAGACGCUACGCGUUGGCCAGGGAGGAAAGCCAGGAGGCGCAGCUACCUGCCUUGCCUCCUCCACUUCUUCCUACCAACUCCUGAGAAGGUUUAGUUGCAGGUCAAAGCCAAGGACAACUCCAGCAUCUUCUGGAGAUCGCUCCAUUCGAGUGCAGAGGAUUGCUCUGGGCCAUGUGGGGCAUCUCUGCCAGCGGCAAAUGGAACAGCAUCAGAUGGAAUGCCUAA
Messenger RNA from Capra hircus (goat), 1058 nucleotides. It is a transcript of the gene LRRC10, whose product is annotated as leucine rich repeat containing 10. Lineage: Eukaryota; Metazoa; Chordata; Mammalia; Artiodactyla; Bovidae. The record is from RefSeq and is a predicted model, not a curated record. The coding region runs from base 12 to 917 and encodes 301 amino acids. The transcript has a single exon. Gene Ontology annotation, molecular function: protein binding.